Racocetra persica is the source of this 1524-nucleotide messenger RNA. NCBI's taxonomy places the organism in Eukaryota, Fungi, Glomeromycota, Glomeromycetes, Diversisporales, Gigasporaceae. The record is from the annotation of a GenBank genome assembly.
AUGCCAUCCCAAAAAAAGAUAACUUUAGAAGUGUCUGAAAAUAUUUCCAUCAUUGUUAUUAAGCAAAUGAUUAGUAAAGUAUCUAAUUAUCAUCACGAAUGUAUUCUUAUUUUUGAAGGAAUGAUAUUGGAGAAUAAGUAUAUAUUGGCAGAUUACAAUAUUAAGCUUGAAUCUAUAUUUGAUCUUAUUUAUAUAAAUAACGAUAAUGAAAAAAUAUCUGGUACAAUGCAAAUCUUUGCUAAAACAUUAACAGGGAAGACUUUGACCCUGGAAGUAUCUAAUGAUGAUUUUAUUGCUCAAGUUAAAGAAAAAAUUCAAGAUAAGGAAGGUAUUCCCCCUAACCGACAAACCCUUAUAUUUGCAGGAAAAAAGCUAGAAAAUGACUAUACCGUAGCAGAUUAUAAUAUCCAAAAAGAAAGCACCUUAAAUCUUGUACUCAGAUUUCGUGGUGGGAUGUUUCAUGAAACCAGUUGUCGUAGAGAUUUUGAUGCAUUGCCACCACUUACACAUUAUAUGCCAACCCAUGAAGAAAUUCUACAAAGUGGAGUUCAUAUUGAUAUUGCUUGUGAUUACUGUGGUAAAAGUGGAUGGGAAGGAACAAGAUAUAAAUGUCAAGAAUGCCCUGAUUAUGAUUUGUGUUGUAAUUGUAUUUCAAUGUCUAAAUUGCUUCAUAAUGACCAACAUACUUUUAUGAAAAUUUUGAUUCCUUCGAGCUCAAACGAUGAUUUAAAAAAUAUCCCUGCUCACUCUAAACAAUAUCAUAAAGUUGCGAGUGACCCCACACUUGGAAUGGAUUGGAUGGAUGUUACUGAUAAGAUGCAAUAUGAUUUAGUUCGUAAGUUUGGAUAUUCUGAUGAAGCUGUACAAUUAUUACACCGUGCUCCACAAAUUUACAAAGACGAUCCUACAUUUCAAACCACUCAACUAUAUGUUCGUAACAAUAUUGCUAAUUUAGGAAAUCUAACCGAAGGAAUGAUGGCUCCAAAUUGUCAAUUAGUCCCUCUUGAGCCUACAACAGAAAUCAGUAAUACUAAUGUAUUGACUACGAUCUCUUUACAUUCACUUUAUCAAUCAGUGAAACCUCUUGUUCUUCUUGGAAGAUCAUAUACUUGUCCUUUGUUUCGAUACAUAUCUCACGUACUUAAUGAUAUUUAUAAACGAUAUAAAGCACAGGUAGAUUUCUAUACGAUUCAAAUUCGGGAAGCACAUGCCAGUGACGUUUGGCCAAUUGGUAAUGUUGUAGAUGUUAAAGAACAUUGCACAUUAACCGAUCGUUUAAUUGCUGCUCGUGAAAUGAUUAAAAAUACUGAAUUAGAGAUUUCUGUGUUAGCAGAUUCUAUGGAUGACACUUUCUUAAAAUUAUAUUCACCAUGGCCUUUUCGUUUUUUCGUCAUUGUAGAUGGUAUUCUAAAACUUGGUGGAAUGCCUAAGGAAGCACAUUAUAAUACUACAGAUUUAGUUGAAUGUUUAGAUAGUCUUUUGAAUGGCAAUAAGAAUAAGAGAAGAAAAUUAGAUACUUGUUAG